CGAGAGCGAGCAGUUAGUUGGGAGAGGAGGAGAGGAGAAUAGCGAAGCGAAGAGAAAGACUGGCCACGAAGGACCCCCCGGGGGAACAGUAUGUGAUGCGAAGCAUAAACAAAAUCGAUGCCUGAUUUCAGGUCGGGUUCGCCUCAGAGAGGGAGAAUAUAUAAAGGAAUCUCCCCCCAAACAAUCAAGAACUAACAGCAGGACGUAAAGGGAAGUAGGGCGCACACUGCCGAGACUGACGAAUAAAGGAGCCGCUGGAGCGCACGUAACGAGGCGGAGAAGCAGAGAAUGCGCUGAAUUCCGCCGGAGAUUUCGGCCCGUCCGAGCGAUGCUUUCGGAACCGGCGGAGCCGCGGGUACGGCGCUGAGCGGGAGCUCCGAGGGCAGAGGCGGCGCACAGCACUGCAAACCGCGGCGUAAAGGGUCGGAACAGUGGGGCUGGGGGUGAUCCAACGUGUCUUUUGUCCCUUUUGCCUGGCGAAAACUGCACAAACUUUCCAAAUGGCACUGGUGAUGGAACCUGUUAGCAAAUGGAACCCGAGUCAGGUGGUGGACUGGAUGAAAGGGCUGGAUGACUGCCUGCAGCAGUACAUCAAGAACUUCGAGAGGGAGAAAGUGGGCGGAGACCAGCUGCUACGAAUCACCCACCAGGAGCUGGAGGACCUGGGCGUGUCCCGCAUCGGGCACCAGGAGCUCAUCUUGGAGGCGGUGGACCUACUGUGUGCGCUGAAUUAUGGUCUGGAGACGGAGAACCUGAAGACCCUGUCCCACAAGCUCAACGCCUCAGCCAAGAACCUGCAGAACUUCAUCACGGGCCGACGCCGGAGCGGUCACUAUGACGGCCGCACCACGCGCAAGCUGCCCAACGACUUCCUCACCUCUGUGGUGGACCUGAUCGGCGCCGCCAAGAGCCUCCUGGCCUGGCUGGAUAGGUCUCCGUUUGCAGCCGUGACAGACUACUCUGUGACCAGGAACAACGUCAUACAGCUGUGCCUGGAGCUCACCACCAUCGUACAGCAGGAUUGUACCGUGUACGAGACGGAGAAUAAAAUCCUGCGUGUGUGUAAGACCCUGUCCGGAGUGUGUGACCACAUCAUUUCCUUGUCGUCAGACCCCCUGGUCUCUCAGUCCGCCCACCUGGAGGUGGUCCAGCUGUCCAACAUCAAACCCACGGAGGGGCUGGGUAUGUACAUCAAGUCAACAUAUGAUGGACUGCAUGUCAUCACUGGGACUACAGAGGGAUCUCCAGCUGACCGCUGUAAGAAGAUCCACGCUGGAGAUGAGGUGAUCCAGGUCAACCAUCAGACUGUGGUGGGCUGGCAGUUGAAAAACUUGGUAAACUCUCUGCGUGGGGACCCCAGUGGUGUGACGUUAACUCUGAAAAAGCGCCCCCAGAGCACUCUCACCUCUGCCCCGGCCUUACUAAAGAACAUGCGAUGGAAGCCCCUUGCCCUGCAGCCCAUCAUUCCCAAGAGCCCCACGAGCAGUGCGGCCACGCCCACCAGCACCAUCAGCACCCCCUCCAAGCGGGACAGCUCCGCCCUGCAGGACCUCUACAUCCCACCCCCCCCAGCCGAGCCGUACACCCCCAGAGAUGAGAAGGGAAACCUACCGGGUGACGACGUGUCCCGUCACCAUGGCAGUGUCCCGGUUGCUAAGGGCUCGGAGUCUCCCAACUCCUUCCUGGACCAGGAGUACCGCAAGCGCUUCACCAUGCUGGAGGAGGAGGCAGUCCUGUACUGCUACGAGUACGACAAGAACCGCGGCUCCGCCCAGGGCCGCAGGGACAGCACCCCCACGUAUGGCAGACUGAGACCGAUCUCCAUGCCUGUGGAAUAUAACUGGGUGGGAGACUAUGAGGACCCAGCCAAACUGCGCAGAGAAGGCAGGAGAGAGAACUCUCUGAUGCGCUACGUGGGCGAGGAGAAGGCCCCGCCCGAGGACUACCUGACGAGCCGCAGCGGGAAACGGGACACGGGCAAGCGGUCGAAGAAGAAGAGUGAGAAGGGGGGCAGCCCGGGGCACUAUGCCCUGCUGCCUGCCCUCCAGAUGGAGGUGCUGAGACAGGAGUCCAUGUCCACGCCCAGCUCGGACUCCGCCUCACUCUACCACACGUUUCAGCAGUCCUCCUCACUGCUGUCAAAGUCCAAGAAGAAGAGUAAAGCACCCCUGGCCUCCAUCAGCAAGCGUAGGAUCUCCUGUAAGGACCUGGGUCGCGGGGACUGUGAGGGCUGGCUAUGGAAGAAGAAGGACGCCAGGAGCUACUUCUCUCAGAAGUGGAAGAAGUACUGGUUCGUCCUGAAGGACGCCUCGCUGUACUGGUACAUGAACGAGGAGGAUGAGAAGGCUGAGGGCUUCGUCAGCCUCCCAGAGUUCAAGAUCGACCGGGCCAGCGAGUGCCGCAGGAAGUAUGCGUUUAAGGCCUGCCACCCGAAGAUUAAAAGUUUCUACUUCGCUGCAGAUGGUGUGGACGAUAUGAACAGGUGGCUGAGCCGUCUCAACAUGGCGGCAGCAGGGUAUGCAGAGCGAGAGAGGAUUAGGCAGGAUCAAGACUACUGGAGUGAGAGCGACCACGAGGACAACGAGACGCCGUCAACGCCCAAGCAGGACAGCCCCCCGCCGCCCUACGACACCUACCCCCGCCCCCCCUCGAUGAGCUGCGCCAGUCCCUACCUGGAGCCCAAACACGGCCGCCUGUCUUCCACGGAGACGUCCCAGUCCCGCUCCUCCCAUGAGGAGUUCCGCUCCGAGCCACCGGGGGGCAGCAGCAGCUGCGGGGGGUCGCCGGCGCGGAAGUCGGCCAGCCAGCGGCGCUCUUGGCAGGACCUGAUCGAGACGCCCCUGACCAGCUCGGGGCUGCACUACCUGCAGACGCUGCCGCUGGAGGACGCGGUGUUUUGCGAGCCGGGCGGGGGCGGGGGCGUGUCGCCGGAGUACCGCCGCCAGUCCACCCUGCCGGCCCAGCGCACCCUCCUGCAGGACCACUACGGCCCCUUCCCCAUGGCCCCCGGCGAGCGGCUCCGCGACCUGGCCGGGGCGGGGGGCAAACCCCGCAGCUUCACCCUGCCCCGGGACGGGGCCCUCCACACCCUGCUCAGCCCCUCCCCCAGCACCUCCGAGCACAGGGAGCCGCACCGGCGGGAGCUCGGCCACAGCCAUGAUGCAGACACAGACGGUGACCGGGAGGCGGGACAGCGGGCGGACUCCCUGCGGGACCUGUACCGGGCCCUGGAGCGGGCCAGCCUGUCGCCCACGGGUGAGCGCAGACUCUCCUCCAAGCUGGACUACAAGCGCUCCUUCCUGCGCCGCUGCAACGACCCGCAGCUGAACGACAAGCUUCACCGCCUACGCAUCCUGCAGAGCGUGCUGAAGGAUAGGGAGGGGGAGGUAGCCAUGAUUGACAGCCUGUUGGACAAUCCCAAGCUGUCGUCCUCGGCCUUGCGGGAGUGGAAGAGGACGUACCUGGAGCUGUUUGCGGAGGUGCCCCCGCAGCAGAGUGCUCACAAAGAGAGCGCCAGCGGGGCCCCCGAACCCGCCCCCCGCGUCCCCACACUGUCCCACACACACUCCUACAUCGAGACGCACGUGUGAGCCCCGCAAUCAAAGCGUGCCGUUGUCCUGUUCCUGCCCCCACUGCACCCGCGCCACAC
Molecule: messenger RNA, 3649 nt
Organism: Megalops cyprinoides (Indo-Pacific tarpon)
Lineage: Eukaryota; Metazoa; Chordata; Actinopteri; Elopiformes; Megalopidae
Gene: cnksr2a
Product: connector enhancer of kinase suppressor of Ras 2a
Exons: 22
Coding region: 501-3590 (1029 amino acids)
Biological process (GO): regulation of signal transduction
Cellular component (GO): cytoplasm; membrane
Molecular function (GO): protein binding
Source: RefSeq, a predicted model, not a curated record